Molecule: messenger RNA, 975 nt
Organism: Penicillium angulare
Lineage: Eukaryota; Fungi; Ascomycota; Eurotiomycetes; Eurotiales; Aspergillaceae
Exons: 1
Coding region: 1-975 (324 amino acids)
Source: RefSeq, a predicted model, not a curated record
AUGCCUCUUCCUAGGGGUCUCACUUUCGCUACCCUGGCCGUGCUGGUCAUUCUAGUGGUAGUGGUUACCGCCUUGCCUGGCAAAGAACUUGAGGUUCGUGCCGAGUCCACUUCAGGCUGGGAUGGAACCACUGCUCUUGCGAAGCGCUCUGACAGAGCCGCAUACACAGGAAAUGCGUCUAUACUUAUGAGUUCGGUUGUCGGUGGUGCCUGCGCCUUAGCCGCCAUCAACCCUGGCAAUACACCUGUUUGUGUGGUGGCUAUCGCUGUUGCCAUAAUUGGAGUCUUCGUCAACCUAGUCGCUGCCCUUGCUAGUGACCCUUCCAAGAGAUCCUUUAGUUUGGAUGACGAUGCAGACGGUUAUUAUCUCUACAAGUAUCCUAGUAUCGAUGGCGCACCAAGAAUGUUCGAUCAAAUCCAGGAAUCAUUCCAUGCUGGUGAUGGUCUACCAAUUCAUUUUGCCGACACUUCUUGUGAAAACAAUCAAACCUGUCACCGUUUGUGGUAUCACAAGGUUGAGAAACAGGAUUCAUCGGGCAAUGACAGGGUCUUCCAUCAUAUUCAGUCGACUCCUCAAAACUACGACUUCCGCGCUGAUUCGACAAAUGGAACAACUGGCAACCAUCGUCGCCAAGCGGCUCACGACGCCGAUGCUUCUGUCACCAGUGACAGCGGAACAAAGAUAUAUGGUGGAUAUGUCUUCGAAACGAGAGAUCUUGCAACUGAUCGAGACAUUACCGGCAUGAAAGUCCACGACGUCCAGCAGAACGUGGCCGAUCAGAUGUCGAGUGAGUACGAUGAGAGCAAAAGAUUCGAAAAUUAUGGAAUCUAUUGCAUGGACUUCGAUACUACCGAUGACCCAUCUGUGGGCACCGUUGGGUACACUUGGUACUACGCAGACCACGACAGUUACCCCUCUGGCAACGAAGAGUCUUUCAUGAAUACCUGUGCGGAGGAGGCGGCAGGAAGUGCCUAG